Brassica oleracea var. oleracea is the source of this 996-nucleotide messenger RNA. Its product is annotated as 21 kDa protein-like. The record is from RefSeq and is a predicted model, not a curated record. Gene Ontology annotation, biological process: negative regulation of catalytic activity. Gene Ontology annotation, molecular function: enzyme inhibitor activity. The coding region runs from base 96 to 710 and encodes 204 amino acids. The transcript has a single exon. NCBI's taxonomy places the organism in Eukaryota, Viridiplantae, Streptophyta, Magnoliopsida, Brassicales, Brassicaceae.
AAUCAAACCAUGUCCUUUAGGCCUACAUAAACGGCCACCGCUCAACUAAAAUCUUUACCGGAGCAAGAAACCCCACCAAAGAAAAAACAGUGAAAAUGGUUUACCAGAGCCAUACGGCGACGUUUCUUCUCUUCACCACCUUUCUCUUCAUUUCCAGAUCAAUUUCAGCCGCUCAUUCCCCUCCACGACUAAACGCCACAACCAACGAUCUAGAUUUCAUACGAACAAGCUGCAACGCUACUCUCUAUCAAGACCUCUGCUUCAACUCUCUCGCCGGCUACGCCUCCGUCGUUCAAGACAGUCCGGCGAGGCUAGCAAAGAUCGCAACCGGAGUGUCCCUCUCAAAAGCAAAAUCCACGCUGGCUUUUCUCUCCAAGCUCUCACGCUCCGCCGCCGAAGUCCAAGACUGUGUUUCAUACUUAGAUGAGGCAGUUGGUUCCAUUAGAGACUCUCUCCGAACACUACGCAACAUGAGCCGCGUUGCGGCGGCUCCUUCAUCGGAGGAGACGUUUAGUUCACAGGUGAAUGACGUGCAGACGUGGAUGAGUGCAGCAUUGACGUAUGAGGAUACGUGUACGGACGAAUAUGAAGAAAUGGAUGAAGCAGGAGAGAUCAAGACGACCGUUUAUGAUCGAGUGAACACACUGAAAAGGUUUACUAGUAAUGCUCUUGCGCUUGUUAACACUUACGGCAACACUGGAGCCCCGUGAGAUGAGAUUAUGAAGAGUUUUUAACUUUAAUUAAAAAAAUUCUUUUGAUAUAUUUUUUAUGUUGUUAAAGGUUUCUUUUGAUUUUUAAGUAUGUUAUGGGUUUGAUUUUAAUUAUAUCAUAAUGGUGUGUGAGAAAGAAAUGAAAGUUUAGUGGAGGCUUCGGAAAAGGUAGUAAGUAGGGAGUUUAAUUCAACAAUGGAGCUUUGAGUCUGUUAAAUUUUAAUUAUGCUUAUGAUUUGAUGAAUUGUUGUAUCAACUUGGGGAUUUUGUUUUAAUAUGAGUUUAA